Protobothrops mucrosquamatus (brown spotted pit viper) is the source of this 1315-nucleotide messenger RNA. RefSeq names its product histamine receptor H2 (gene HRH2). The transcript is spliced from 2 exons. Lineage: Eukaryota; Metazoa; Chordata; Lepidosauria; Squamata; Viperidae. The record is from RefSeq and is a predicted model, not a curated record. Gene Ontology annotation, biological process: chemical synaptic transmission; G protein-coupled receptor signaling pathway, coupled to cyclic nucleotide second messenger; positive regulation of vasoconstriction. Bases 16 to 1287 code for a protein of 423 amino acids. Gene Ontology annotation, molecular function: neurotransmitter receptor activity; histamine receptor activity; G protein-coupled serotonin receptor activity. Gene Ontology annotation, cellular component: dendrite; membrane.
CUUUGUGAAGCCAGCAUGAAUUCCACAAACGUUACAGAUGGUUCUCUCUGCCUUUUGGAAAAGGUGCUGAUUGGAGCUGUUCUCACAGUUCUCAUUGUUGUGACUGUGUGUGGUAAUGUGAUGGUAUGUUUGGCUGUCUAUCUCAAUCGACGGCUUCGCAGCCUAACUAAUUGUUUCAUUGUCUCAUUGGCCUUUACAGACCUACUACUAGGCCUACUGGUUUUACCCUUUUCAGCCGUUUAUGAAAUUUCCUCCCAUGAAUGGCUCCUGAAUGUUACUUUCUGCAAUGUCUACGUUAGCUUGGAUGUCAUGCUAUGCACCGCUUCCAUUCUCAAUCUAUUCGUCAUUAGUCUCGAUCGCUAUUAUGCUAUUACGGCACCCCUCCGCUACAGCACUGUGGUCACGCCUUUACGAGUCAUUGUAGCUUUGAUCCUGAUCUGGGUAGUGUCCCUUAUGGUUUCUUUCUUACCCAUCAGUUUGGGAUGGAAUACCAAAGACAUGACUAUCCAGAACCAGAUCCAAAUGAAUGGGAAGCAAGAGUGCAAACUGGAGGUCAAUGCUUCAUACGUUCUGGUGGAUGGCUUGCUAACUUUCUACUUCCCCUUAAUUAUCAUGUGCACCACCUACUACCGGAUAUUUAAAAUAGCCAGGGAACAAGCUAAGAGGAUCAACCACAGCACUUGCUGCAAGACUGACAAAACUAUAUUGCCCACAGUGAAAGAACACAAAGCCACUGUGACCCUUGCAGCUGUGAUGGGCGCCUUCAUUGUAUGCUGGUUUCCCUAUUUUACUGUGUUCACAUACCGAGGUGUGAUGGGUGCAGUAUGUGACCGACUGAUGACUGUUGUCCUAUGGCUGGGUUAUGCCAACUCGGCUCUGAACCCCAUUUUGUAUGCUGCACUGAAUAGGGACUUCCGGACAGCUUAUCAGAGGUUGCUCAAAUGUCGGCAAAUAAGGCCAGAUGCCAGAGAAACUUCUCUAUCACAUGAGGUGAGAGACAAGUCCUGCCAUCUGAUGACAAAUCUAUAUGAAGACAAACAUCUAGAGACACAUACGAUGAAUGGAAAGGCAAAACCUCUAAUCAAAGAGACCAUAAAAAGGAAUCAGAACCCACCAUGUGAUACCUCAUCUUCUACUAUCCUGCCCAUCUGUCAGAGCCUUUGGCUGGCCAAAGUUCUACCCAAGAGGAACAUAUGGAUCCCGGUGUUUGAGCAGUCAAUAGCAAGUGGACAGAACAUAGAGCAACACUCUGCACCCCACACAGUUAUCUACUGUGUCUUCUCUUAAGCCAGCAGGUUUUCCAUGGCACUGAAUG